AGAACUGAGUGUAUAACACUCUGCAGCCAGCCACAAUGUGUGUCAGAGGACUGUCUGUGCUCCUAAAGUAGAUGACUGCUCUAAAUCUGGUGUCUAUAUUACUGACUGCGAGAUACGAGAAGAAUUGGUUCGCACGUUAUCAUCCCGAGUCAGGACAAGGUCUUUCGAUUGUGGGAUAGAAUGCCGGCGAUCACAAGUAAAAACUCCGAUUUGGAGUUUGACUCCCUACAACCGUGUUUCUACCCGGAUGAGGACGACUUCUACUUCUGUGGUCCCGACUCUGCGCCACCAGGGGAGGACAUCUGGAAGAAAUUCGAGUUGUUGCCCACUCCGCCCCUCUCCCCGAGCCGAGCAGCGCUACCGGGGGAGCCGGCGUCUACCUCCCCGGAAGUAGACCCUCUGGGCUUCGGUUUGGGGGACCCUCUGGACUGGGCUUCUGAGCUGCUGCUCUUGCCCGAGGACGAUAUAUGGGGGGCGUCCGACGAUGGGGACCUGUUCGGCUCAGUUAUGGAUACUACUAACCCCAACAGCAUCAUUCUUCAGGACUGUAUGUGGAGUGGCUUCUCCGCCAGGGAAAAGCUGGAGCGGGUGGUCACGGAGAAACUCGGAAAGGCUAUUUCGACAGCCACAGGGGGCGGCAGCAGCGGAAGGAGCGUGUGCGUCAAGGUGCCGGAGGUGGUGAGCCGCAGCUCGGUGUCAGAGUGCGUGGAUCCCACGAUAGUCUUCCCUUUCCCGGUCCACAAGAAGAACGGCAGCAGGGACUCAACGGGGACCGUUAACACAUCCGCGACGCACGCGAGCAGCCUGAGUGAUUCCGAAGAAGAUGACGACGAUGAUGAUGAUGAUGAUGAAGAUGAAGAUGCAGAGGACGAAGAAGAGGAGGAGGAUGACGAUGACGAUGAGGAGGAGGAAGAAGAAGAGGAUGAGGAGAUUGAUGUGGUUACAGUAGAGAAGAGGCGAUCCACAACCAGCAAGGCGCAAACAAUGACCUCAGGCACCGUCAGCAUGUCUGCGCACUCAAAAAGCCAAGACUCCAGGGCCAUAAACUCAGGGUCUGGGGGUCAGACGGGUCGGUACGUAAGCCGGGCCCCCCAGGAGCUGAUCCUGAAAAGGAGUUCAGUCCACCAGCAGCAACACAACUACGCAGCCCCCUCGCCGUAUGCCUCAGACGACGACCCCACCCCACCUCCAAAGAAGCAGAAGACAUCAGACGCCCCACGACCCCCAACGAGAACCAUCUCCUCCUCAUCAUCGUCUUCCUCUACGUCCUGCAGCUCCUUCACCAGCACGUCAGGGACGCGCAGCAAACGCAGCGCAAGCGGGGACAGCAGCCCGCGGGGCAGCUCCGACUCAGAGGACAGCGAGCGCAGACGCAACCACAACAUCCUGGAGCGCCAGCGCCGCAACGACCUACGCUCCAGCUUCCUGACGCUGCGAGAUCACGUCCCCGAGCUGGCGCACAACGAGAAAGCGGCAAAGGUGCUCAUCCUGAAGAAGGCAACAGAGUACGUGAGCUCGCUGGAGACAGAGGAGAUGAGGCUGCAGCAGGAAAAGGACAGGCUGCAGGCCCGCAGGCAGCAGCUGAUGCGCAGGCUGGAGCAAGCAAGGACUCGCUAACAGACAACCACUACAACACGGAAACACUCACAUAUACCCUGGAUAACCCCCCCUGCUUACACACACACACACACACACACACACACAAACACACAUAGGCCUACACACUUAAGCACAGACACACAGGCCUGCAUAUCUGUUCAUCUCAGAGGACGUUUAUCUUCAGGCGACACACACACCUGCAGGAGAAAAGAAGAAGGAGGGGGGUUGCUGCAGGGAUGCUCGGACUUUCACUACCGCCACUUUUUUUGCACAUUUGUUGACGUUAAGAAUGUUUAGGGUUUACUUUUUCAAUCCAGUCACAUUGAGGAAAGAUGAAAAGAAAAGAACGAGGAAGCAGAGAGGACACACCUUGUUGUUUUUUGUAGGUCUUCCCUUCCUCUGUUUUUUUUGUAUCAUUUCUAUUUGUACCUUGUUUUGUUUUUUUGUACUCACUGUGACACCAGCCUGGAAUCUGAGUGAUUCCCACAUGAUGGAUGGAUGUCCGAGGGCACUUUGCUUGGGGAGUUCACGUACAAAGAAGCAGUGCACACUUAACUUUGCCUUCACCACUGCAAAAAAAAAAACUCAAUAAACUGAAGAGACUAUGAUGAUGAUGAUGAGGCGCUAUGGUUCACAGAAACGAUGCCACUACAGGUUCUCUCUCUCUCUCACUCCCUCGCUCACACUGGUGCUCAAACCAAGUUCAGUGGAUGUAUAACUGUGCACCUUGCUAGCCGACACUUUUGUAUAUAACAAUAGUGUACAGACAAAAUAAUACACUCAGAUCUGCCUUGUUUUGUAAAACAUUUUGUCUUUGUUUUUUUAUACAUGUCAGGAAGCUGCCAAUAACUAGACUGGAAGUUUAUAUACCUUUAAAGUACUGUAAGGCCUCGAUUUUUGAGAGUCAUGAACUUUGUAAUAUAACAAUAUAUUGUUUUUUUCUUCUCUUUUUCUUUGUAUUGUAUCAUAUUACUAAUUCUACACACCUUUAUGCUUUUAGUGUGAACCUGAUACAUACUAAAUUUGAUACUUAUAUUUUCGUAUGAAAAUGAGUUCUCGGUAGAUAUCACUUUAUCUCGUCAGUUUUUCUCCUUCUAUCUCAAAUAAUUCUUUUGUACAGAAAAAAACGUGUUCUAUCCUCAUGUACCUGGCCUUUUUACUUUCUUCUUUUGUUUAUAUUUGUAACUAUCGGGUGCAUAGAACUGGGUAAACGGAUAUAAGAUGUUUGUUUUUUUCACUUUUAAAAUGUACAUUUAGUGCUGCAACUCAUAGCACUUUGAAAUACCUCAUUUUGAAAAAUAAAUAGACAUCAUAAAACCGUAA
Messenger RNA from Notolabrus celidotus (New Zealand spotty), 2922 nucleotides. It is a transcript of the gene mycn, whose product is annotated as MYCN proto-oncogene, bHLH transcription factor. Gene Ontology annotation, molecular function: protein dimerization activity; DNA-binding transcription factor activity, RNA polymerase II-specific; RNA polymerase II cis-regulatory region sequence-specific DNA binding. Gene Ontology annotation, biological process: regulation of transcription by RNA polymerase II. NCBI's taxonomy places the organism in Eukaryota, Metazoa, Chordata, Actinopteri, Labriformes, Labridae. The transcript is spliced from 3 exons. The coding region runs from base 181 to 1617 and encodes 478 amino acids. The record is from RefSeq and is a predicted model, not a curated record.